Molecule: messenger RNA, 2921 nt
Organism: Polyodon spathula (Mississippi paddlefish)
Lineage: Eukaryota; Metazoa; Chordata; Actinopteri; Acipenseriformes; Polyodontidae
Gene: xpnpep2
Product: X-prolyl aminopeptidase (aminopeptidase P) 2, membrane-bound
Exons: 22
Coding region: 89-2218 (709 amino acids)
Molecular function (GO): metalloaminopeptidase activity
Source: RefSeq, a predicted model, not a curated record
GACUUGGUCGCAGUGUGUAGCCUCAGUGUGGAGGAGAGGUUGCAUUUACAUUGCUUGGAUUGCCCAUCUGUCCGCUGGGAUAGUUAGAAUGGGGGAGAGGGGCUGGUGUCGAUGGGCUGUCCCGUUGUGGAUGUUCACGUUGGCAGGUUUUCUGCAGCUUACUGUGUCCUACAGUGUGAAACACUCGACUCUUUCUGACUUUCAUGACAGCAGUGUGAGAAACUGCAGUGUUGUCCCACCAAUAUCAUCAGAUCAUGGCUCAGUUGAGGGAUUUAAAGAAAGAAUUCCCACCCAUUUGUGUUCAAAGUACCUUCCUCCAACCACAGUUAACACCACCAAGAGACUGGCAGACCUGCGGCUGCUGAUGCCCACUCACAAUGUCAGCGCCUACAUCAUUCCAGCAACAGAUGCACAUCUGAGUGAGUAUAUAGCAGUUCGAGAUAAGAGACUAACAUGGAUUACAGGAUUCACAGGGACUGCCGGCACAGUGGUGGUGACGAACACCAAGGCUGUUCUCUGGACAGACAGCCGCUACUGGAUCCAGGCAGAGAGACAGGUCGACUGUAACUGGGUCCUGAUCAGGGACUCCUAUGUCAGCAGCAUUGUGGACUGGCUGAUCAGGGAGAUUCCAGAGGGGGAGCAGAUAGGAGUGGACCCCUUCCUGUUCUCUAUAGAUACAUGGAAUAGUUACUACCACCCCCUGGAACAAGCCAAAAGGACUUUAAUAUCCGUCCCGGAGAACCUGGUGGAUAGGGUCUGGACUGACCGCCCCCAUCCUCCUUCAGAGGCCAUCGAGAGACUCCCUGACUCUGUGAUAGAGAGAUCCUGGCAGGAUAAGGUUCAGGAGAUCCGGAAGCAGAUGAUGGAAGAUGCUUCCAAACCGACGGCUGUCCUGCUCUCUGCGCUCGAUGAAACCGCGUGGCUGUUUAAUCUGCGAGGGAAUGACAUCCCCUACAAUCCCUUUUUCUUUUCCUACACACUGUUGACAUUGGAUGAGAUCUGGCUAUUUGUGGAGCCUUCCAGAGUUUCCAUGGAGAUAAAAGAAUAUCUAAAUGGAAGCUGCUACCUAUCGCACUGUGUUCAGAUAUUGGGCUACAGCACAGUGAAAACUUACAUUAGGGACUAUGCUAUGGGCAAUGUGAGGGUGUGGAUCGGCACAGAGUACACUACCUAUGGACUUUAUGAAGUGAUACCAAAGGAGAAGUUAUUGACCAGCGCUUAUUCUCCAGUCCUCGUCACUAAAUCUGUCAAGGAUCAGACGGAGCAGAAAGUCCUAAAGGAGGCUCAUGUGAGGGAUGCUGUCGCUGUCAUCCAGCUUCUAGUCUGGCUGGAGAAAAGCGUCCCUAAAGGAACAGAGGAUGAGCUCUCUGCAGCACGUUUCGUCGACCACAAGCGCAGUGCACAGAAGCUCUUCAGAGGACUGAGCUUUGAGUCUAUUUCUGCGAGUGGGCCGAACGCAGCUCUGGCUCAUUACAGCCCCAACAAGGAGACAAACAGGAAGUUGAACGUUGAUGAAAUGUACAUGAUUGACUCUGGAGGCCAGUACUUGGAUGGGACCACCGACAUCACACGCACAGUGCACUGGGGGGAGCCUUCAGACUUUCAAAGGGAGGCUUUCACCCGUGUGCUGAUGGGAAAUAUUGACCUGUCAAGGCUCAUCUUCCCUCCUGGAACAAGCGGUAGAAACGUAGAGGUGCUGGCCCGCAGAGCGCUCUGGGAAGUGGGACUCAACUAUGGCCACGGAACCGGUCACGGGAUCGGCAACUACUUCAGCGUCCACGAAUGGCCUGUGGGAUUUCAGUCUAACAACAUCGCAUUGCAGGCAGGAAUGUUCACCUCUAUAGAGCCUGGAUAUUAUCAGGAGAAUGAUUUUGGAAUAAGAAUUGAAGACAUUGCUGUUGUGGUGAAGGCAGACACAAAGUUUGGAGGGAAGCAUUACCUGACUUUUGAGACGGUCUCGCUGGUCCCAUACGACAGGAAGCUAAUCAACACUGCCCUCAUGAGCAGAGAACAGAUUGAGUGGUUGGAUGCGUACUACCAGAAGAUCCGCAGGGAGGUGGGCCCUGAGCUGGACAGGCAGGGGUUGAAGGAGGAGCACAGCUGGGUAAUGAAACACACGGAGCCCUUUGUCUCAGGAAGUAUCCUGGCGACAGCCUCCUCAUUCACACUGACCGCUGUGCUCCUGUCCAGUACCCUCCUCCAGCGCCUUCUGUUCUAGAGCGCAGCACGGAGACUGUGGGACGGAUUUCUCUGGGGUGAAAUAGCCUGGAUAACUAUUUCCCAAAAUGCUUUUUCCUAGCUAAAAAUGACAUCAGAUCCGAAAUCAGGCACAAAGGCUACAGUGAUACUGCAUGUGUCAGUUCAGAAAAUCAAUUUAAAAUGAUCUGUAUGGCUAUGCAAAUUCUUUUUAUUUUUUUAGGUCUAGUUUUCCAAUGCGUGCAUGUGCGCAGAAUUCAUAUGCAAGUGCUGUAAGAGGAAGUUUAUUUUUUUGAAUAUAGAGCAAAACAGUUUGCUUUCAUUCUGAGCCCUAGGAAAUUGUUUAUAUGCAAUAAAAAAAGUAUCAUAAUUCAUUCUGAAACAGGAAAUUACUCAUAGAUAUUAUCCUGGCAGCAUUUUUAAUGAAUUAUGACGCUUUGUCACCUUUUUUUUUUUUCUUUUUUUUAAAUGUAACAGCUGAAAAUAUAUUUUUUGACGUUCCUUCUCAGAAAUGUGAAUGUCAUCAGAUGAAAUGUGUUUCUAUGAAUGCUGUGGUAUGAUAGCUGUCACAUUAGGAACAUGUGUUGCAAUCUGCUUUAUCCGUGUCUGCUCUCUGUCAUAAAAUGAAUCCCUUUAUUGAUUGUUUGGGAUGAAAAUCUAGGCUUCCACAAAUGUUUGAGUAAAACCAGUUAUUUUACCAUUUCAAUAAAAAGGGACACUAUUGA